AAAAAAAGACAAAGUAGUUUGUGUCUGGUCUCUUAACUAUAACUACACAAAACAACCAGCUUUCACUUGUUUUGUCAUAAGAAGAAGAUAUUAACCAAACAAUGUGUGAGUUUCAGAUACACACAUUGUUUCAUUCUCUUCUUUGAAAAAAAAUAUGAAUAAGUAAUUAUUCAUUCAUAUUUUGGUGGAGGAGUUUUUCCCUUCACUCUUAAUAGGUAGGAAAUAGAUAGAUAUUGAGUGGUUACUACUGGAUUCAUUCAUAAAAUGAAAUCAGGAUUCAAAAAUGGAUGGCCUUCGAUUGUGCGGUUUCGUCUCAAACACAAAUCAGUGACACCCUUUUGCAUAUUCUCUAAACUGAAAUCAGCUGGAAACAAACCUGGGAAUACUCCUGUUUAUCUCAAUGUCUAUGAUUUAACCACUGUUAAUGGCUAUAUGUAUUGGGCUGGUGUUGGUAUUUUCCACACCGGACUUGAAGUUUAUGGAGUGGAAUAUGCGUUUGGAGCUCAUGAUUAUCCAACAAGUGGUGUCUUUGAGGUUGAGCCUAGGCAGUGUCCUGGAUUUAAGUUUCGGAAGUCGAUUUUCGUGGGAACUACUAGCUUAGAUCCGUUCCAGAUUCGAGAGUUCAUGGAGAACAUGUCUGCAAAAUACAAUGGUGAUAGUUAUCACUUGAUUGUGAAAAACUGCAAUCAUUUCUGUGAAGAUAUCAGUUACAAGCUUACAGGGAAUUCUAUACCGAAAUGGGUCAAUCGUCUUGCCAGAAUAGGUUCCUUUUGCAAUUGCAUACUCCCGGAAGCACUUAAGACUUCUACUGUUAAGCAUGAUUCGAACUUUCAAGAGAGUGAUAGCGAAAAAAAGAGACUUCGAACGGCCUUCAGUUGCUUGUCAUCCAUCUCGAUGCCGCAAAUGGAAGUACCGAUGUGUUCGUUGUUUCUGCAUUCUCACUAUAAAGGCUGCUUACCGCCGUGGCAGCUGAAGAAAUCUAAAAAAGGCUCACUAAAGCAAAAAUGAAAAGAAGGAAUUAUUGUUUUCAGUCAAUUUUCUGUCAAUAGUUAUUUUGAUUCUCCAAGAUGUUUCUAUUCUUUUUUGUCAUAUUUGUUGUCUAGUUUUUUCCUUGUAAUCUUUGUCUGAUUCUGAAUUUCUGUAAGAUAUAUUGCUGUGGAUGUUUUUUUUC
Messenger RNA from Lathyrus oleraceus (garden pea), 1171 nucleotides. RefSeq names its product deSI-like protein At4g17486. Gene Ontology annotation, molecular function: deubiquitinase activity. Gene Ontology annotation, biological process: protein deubiquitination. Bases 265 to 1008 code for a protein of 247 amino acids. The transcript has 4 exons. The record is from RefSeq and is a predicted model, not a curated record. Lineage: Eukaryota; Viridiplantae; Streptophyta; Magnoliopsida; Fabales; Fabaceae.